Molecule: messenger RNA, 326 nt
Organism: Staurois parvus
Lineage: Eukaryota; Metazoa; Chordata; Amphibia; Anura; Ranidae
Source: the annotation of a GenBank genome assembly
GCAGCAUGCCCUUGGUGGCAGGAGAGAGUCCUGUGUUGUUUACACACAGGUCUCUCCCCUGUCAGCUUUACAAGCUACUGCACACUGCAAAGCAGUGUUCUUACAUUGAAGCACAAACACAGCCACAUAGUAAAACACACACAGCACACAGUUAACCCUUUGAUCACCCCACAUGUUAACCCCUUCCUGCCCAGUGCCAUUAGUACAGUGUCAGUGCUUUUUAAUAGCAUUGAUCACUGUAUUGGUGUCACUGGGGAUGUCAGUGACAUCAAGUCACUUCCCCGCAGUGUCAGAAUGCCCGCUGCAGUCCCGCUUUAAGUCGCUGA